Baudoinia panamericana UAMH 10762 is the source of this 1485-nucleotide messenger RNA. RefSeq lists its product as uncharacterized. The record is from RefSeq and is a predicted model, not a curated record. Lineage: Eukaryota; Fungi; Ascomycota; Dothideomycetes; Mycosphaerellales; Teratosphaeriaceae. The transcript has a single exon. The annotation marks the transcript as partial. Gene Ontology annotation, biological process: intracellular iron ion homeostasis.
AUGUCGCCCCAUGCUGUGUCUGUUAAUGGCCAUAGAGCUUCCCAUCAGUACACAAACGGCAGUACCCAUGAGAACGCCAAUGACGGGCAACAGGUAUUGCCGUCACUACUUAAGAGCGCCAAGGACGUGGACGAUGUGCAUGAUCUGAUAUGUGUCGGCUUUGGCCCAGCUUCUCUGGCGAUUGCUGUUGCACUCCACGAUGCGUUGGAGGAAGGCAGUCCAGAGUUGCGGACGAGUCGACCUCGAGUGAAGUUUUUGGAGCGACAAGAACGAUUCGCAUGGCAUGCCGGCAUGCUCCUUCCAGGAGCGAAGAUGCAAAUCAGCUUCAUCAAAGACCUGGCAAGCCUACGGAAUCCGAGGAGUCGCUUUACAUUCCUAAACUACCUUCACGAAAAGGGACGACUUGUUAAGUUUAGCAAUCUUGGCACUUUCCUUCCUCAGCGCAUUGAAUACGAAGACUACAUGCGGUGGUGCGCGAGUCAUUUCGAAGACGUUGUCGACUAUGGUCAGGCCGUGCAAUCCAUACGACCCGGAAGCACAAAUCCCGUCACGGGCCAGGUCGACACUUUCGAUGUCGUUGUCAAGAGUCUCCGGUUCGGAGAAGUAUAUACCCUACGGACGAAGCACGUCGUCAUCGCAGUGGGCGGUAAGCCAAACAUGCCAGAGUGCUUCCCACCGCAGCAUCCUCGCAUCAUCCACUCAUCGCAGUAUGCCACCAAUAUCGACUCGAUAUGUCCUCGAGAUCAACAGCCGCGAUCAAUAGCAGUCAUUGGCGCUGGUCAGUCUGCGGCUGAAGUGUUCGAUAAUCUCUCUACCAAGUUCCCAAAUGCCAAAUCGUACUUGGUUAUUCGAGGUGCGGCACUCCGACCGAGCGAUGACUCUCCGUUCGUCAAUGAGAUCUUCGACCCCAGCCGUGUGGACGACAUCUACGGACAGGCAGCGAAGAUCCGGGCUGAGCAGCUUGAACGAGAUAGGGGCACCAAUUACGGGGUGGUGCGCCUGGAACUUCUAGACCACAUUUACAGCAGGCUGUAUUCGUAUGACGUUCAAUACGGUCAUGACGAUGUGAAGUGGCCGCAGCGCAUCCUCAACCACCGCACGUUAACUGCUGUCGAAGACUCUGAUCUUGACGGAAGACCUGUCCUUACACUCCGCAUCCGCAACGAUUCCGGCGAGUAUUGCAAGUUUAAGCAACCGAAGGAGGAAUCGUUGACGGUUGAUCUUGUCAUCGUGGCGAGCGGCUACCGAAGGGAUGCUCACGAAUAUAUGCUCAAGGACCUUAGACAUCUGAUGCCGAAGGGCGGUGACGCUUAUGAGACGUGGAACGUUCGGCGAGAUUACAGCGUUCAGUUUGGCAAGCACACCGUGCAGGAUGACGCCGGAAUCUGGCUGCAGGGAUGCAACGAACAGACACACGGUCUGGCUGACAGUCUGCUCAGCAUCCUAGCCGUACGUGGUGGCGAGAUGGUGCACUCGAUCUUCGGC